Molecule: messenger RNA, 471 nt
Organism: Danaus chrysippus (African queen)
Lineage: Eukaryota; Metazoa; Arthropoda; Insecta; Lepidoptera; Nymphalidae
Source: the annotation of a GenBank genome assembly
AUGUUGUCUCUGUAUCGCGCGUGGCUCGGCCCGAGUCCGUGCGUGGCUCGGCCGGCUCCUCCACCGGGUGCCCACCGGCCGGUGCCGAGGCGGGCGAAGCUCCCGUCCCCGCCCGCCUCCCCGCCGCCGCCCUCGCCCUCCUCCAGCACCUCCAGCGAGCUGGACGUCGAGCGUGUCGAGGCCCCGGAGCCUCCUAAGCGCAGCGGCGCCGUGCUGGACAUAGCGUCCUGCGACGGGCCGGUGCAGUUCAGCCGGGUGCUGAACGCCGCUUACCGCGAGCCCCCGGCGGAGCGCUGGCGGGCCCGCCGAGCUGUCAGACCUCCCCUACACUACUACCCGUGCAAGAGCUGCGGCUGCAAGUUCCCGUCCUACUACUUCGUGCACAAACACCGCAAGCGUUGUCACGCGGACGAACCCAACCCUAUGCCGGAGUCAAGACAGUCCCCGGAGCCGUCCACCUCCAGCGCCUAG